Paramecium primaurelia is the source of this 1749-nucleotide messenger RNA. The record is from the annotation of a GenBank genome assembly. Lineage: Eukaryota; Ciliophora; Oligohymenophorea; Peniculida; Parameciidae.
AUGCAUAAACUAACAAGAAUUAAUAGUUGUAUCCAUCAUUUUAAAUGCAUCAGAAACAUGAAAAUGCAAACUCAAACCUUUAUAUUGCAAUCUUUCAUUUUUGUAUUAGUAUUUUUAAUUGUCAUGUCUUCCCAAAUGAUUAACAAAUUUAUGAUGGAUGAUAUAAUAGAAAAAUUAACUAAAGAAAUAGAAAUAAAAACUAAUCUGAAAUAGAUAAACAUUUAAUCUCAAUUCAUAAAAUAUUAAGCUCAUCAUCCUUUAGAAUAUGGAUUCAAAUUUCUCGAAUGCUUCAAUAAAUUGAAUUAAUUGACUUUAAUAGACCAAACCACUUCAAUUCAUCUGUUAAUAGAGUGUCCAAAGGAUGAAGAAAGUUUCAAUAUUUAUUAAAAGAUGCCUUAAUUUUGUUAUAAAUUAACAAAGAGUAAUACAAUAACAUCAGAUAAAAUAUUAAUAAAUCAUAUAAUAGGUUAUCAGGCUUUAUUAAAUUCAUUAUUUUUACCUAUUUCUUUAUCAGAUUUUCAAAAAACAAUGUUUUUUACUUUUAUAUCAGAUGAAGAAUAUUUUGCAAUUCUUCCACCUAAAAUGAUUCCAACUAUUUAUUUACCAUCAGCAAGACCAUGGUAUUAAGAAUAGAUUUAAAAAGUAGAAUAGACAUAAUAAAAUGAUGUAAUUACAAUUUCGAGUAUUUAUCAAAAUUUUGAAACAUAAAAAUAUGAAUUUACUAUAACAAAAGGAUUAACAGACAAAGAAUAAAAUUUGAAUGGGAUAUUUGGAAUAGAUUAAACAUUAGAACAUUAUAAAGAGCUUUUAUUAUAUGAUGAUUUGAAUAUAAUUUUAGUUGAUUUAGAAGGAAGAAUGUUAUUAUCAAAUUUAAUAAUUGAAUAAAAUAUAGAUUUAUCAAAAGAUAAAAAAUAUAUUUAUGAAAGUGAUACAACUGGAUUUGAUGAAAAUGAUUGGAAAUAAAUAGUAAAUGAGGCAAAUUAAUAAGGUUAAGGUAUUAUUGAAUGUAAUGACAAUGGUGUUAAACAAUUUUGUAGAUAUAAUACAUUCUUUAAGUAAGAUCUAAUUAUUAUUGUGAUAAACAUUUCAAGUUAAUUUUAUUUGCUUGUGUAAAGUAUCAUUAUUAACAUAAUAGAUUUUAGAGUUUAGCUCAUAUUACUACAAAUGUAACAAAAGCCAAAGAAUUACAAGAUUAAAUAAUGUCUGAAAUAACCUAAUUUUUAUAUUAUUGUGUUAUUGUUGCUGUCAUUUUAUUGUUACUCUCAAUAAUUAUUAUUCCAAUCUUUUUUAGACCACUAAGAAAUAUAUAAAAUAUGAUUAAUACUCAAAUGAUUUCUAAAUUUACAAUCCAUUAUGAUUAUCUAUUUUAUAGUAAUAGAAAGAAGAAUAAAUUAGCAUUCUUUUAAGAAAGUUUUAAUGUUUUCAAAUAGAAAUUAUUAGAUUUUACUUAAAGUAAAUCAUAAGAUUGUUAUAUUAUUGAAAAUUUCAAAUAUCCAAGAUAAUAAUAAAUGAUUGUAUCAGAAUUAACUUCUUUUAUUAAAUUUCAAAUUGAUGUAAUAAUUUAUAUUAUAAUUUUGAUAGAAAGAUAAAAUAAAGAAUCUUCCAAAUCAAAAUAAUUAAGUUGUUUAAUCCCCUAAACUAUUCUGUGAUACCUUUCUUGAUUAUAGUUAUAACAGUUAAAAGAGUGUGAUGCAAGUAUCUCCUAAGGAUGUAACAUUUCGUAUUGAUUUCUAAAAUAAAUAAACUUGA